Molecule: messenger RNA, 3849 nt
Organism: Drosophila montana
Lineage: Eukaryota; Metazoa; Arthropoda; Insecta; Diptera; Drosophilidae
Product: E3 ubiquitin-protein ligase MARCHF6
Exons: 2
Coding region: 425-3508 (1027 amino acids)
Cellular component (GO): endoplasmic reticulum membrane
Molecular function (GO): zinc ion binding
Source: RefSeq, a predicted model, not a curated record
CUACACAUUGCAUGUGAAAUUAAAAAGACCUUAACUGGAGUAUAAAAUACCAAAGUUUCUAUUUACAAGAAUACCUUAAAGGUACAAACUUUUUAAAAUACCAACACACGUACACACACAUACACACGCACGGACACAUACUGUAACACGUAUUCGCGUCAGGCAUAAAAAAUUGUAAUAUCAAAAGUUCAAUUGAUUUGAUUGUACACUAAAAUCAAAUUUCAAGUGUUAGUUCUGCUUCGACGGUUUGUUUGACAGUUUUCGAAACGUGUGCAAGUGCAAAUUGUGCGUUUCUACCACGAAACACGUUAAACGGAUUCUGGGUGCAAUUCGUGAGCACCUCUUGAACUGCGCAAAUGGCCAAUAGCUAUAGAAAGGUGGAAGCAGCAGACGACGAAAAGUAGAGGACAACAGACGUAGCAAGAUGGAUGAUCUCUCGCAGGGCGACAUCUGUCGCGUCUGCCGCUGCGAGGCGUUGCCAGAUCGCCCGCUCUUCUAUCCCUGCAUUUGCACGGGAAGUAUCAAAUACAUACAUCAGGAUUGCCUAAUGCAAUGGAUGCGUUACUCGCACAAGGAAUACUGUGAGCUGUGCGGCCAUCGUUUCAGUUUUCAGCCCAUCUAUGCACCGGAUAUGCCGCGAGUUCUACCUUUGCGCGAUGUGCUCAUGGGUCUGAUGUCCGCGGUGUUGGAGGGCGCACGCUGCUGGCUGCACUACUCGCUGGUGGGCAUGGCCUGGUUUGGUGUGGUGCCUCUAUCGGCGUAUCGUACCUAUCGCUAUCUAUUUCGGGCCAGCUCAUUCGAUAUGAUUCUCUCGCUGCCGUUUGACAUCUUCUCCAUGGAGAAUCUGGCUGCGGAUGCAUUUCGUGGCUGUUUUGUGGUGACUUGUACGCUAUUGUCUUUUAUUGGCCUGGUCUGGUUGCGUGAGCAAAUUCUCCAUGGUGGCGGACCCGAUUGGCUCGAGCGUGACGAGGCGCCGGCUGCAGCAGCGGCUGCUCCAGCUGUGCCUGCUGUUGCCGCAGCGGCCGCACCGCCAGUUGCGCGAGCUGCGCCAGUUGCGCGAGCUGAGCCAGAUGCAGCUCAAGAUGAUAAUAACAACGGUGACGCACCGCAGGAUGUGCCAAUGGAUAAUGCUGCACCAGCAGUGGCUGAUCCGGCUGACAACGAAGGCGAUGCUCCACAGCCAGCGGCUGUGCCCGCUGCAGGUGUCGCCCCCGGUGGCGGCAUUGCUGCCGCUGCUGAUGCAGACAACGAUGAACAGAACUGGAAUCCCAUGGACUGGGAUCGGGCCGCCGAAGAGCUAACCUGGGAGCGUUUACUUGGCUUGGAUGGUUCACUGGUCUUCUUAGAGCAUGUUUUCUGGAUAAUCUCGCUAAACACCAUGUUCAUCUUUACGUUCGCCUUUUGCCCGUAUUGCGUGGGAAACUUUAUACUGAGCUCCAUGGAUCUGUUGCAGCCGGAAAAGCCAUUGCUGCAUUUUCAUGGACUGAUUACUACGCUCUUUGGAUACUGUUGCAUCGGACUGACGCUGGUAGUGCUGCACUUCUUUGCACGCGUUUUUCGGCUGCGUCGCAUCUGCUGGUUCAUUGGACUCUGUUACAUUGUGGUGAAGGUAUCGCUGCUGUCUGUGGUGGAGAUAGGCGUACUGCCGCUAAUCUGCGGCUGGUGGCUGGACAUAUGCUCGCUGCCGUUGCUCGAUGCCAGCCUUAAAGAUCGUAAGACCAGCUUUAAGGCUGCACCGGGCACAUCGCUCUUUGUCCACUGGAUGUUUGGCAUGGUGUACGUCUAUUAUUUUGCCGCCUUUAUAUCGCUGCUGCGCGAGGUGCUGCGUCCCGGUGUCCUUUGGAUCUUUCGCAAUGUCAACGAUCCCGAUUUCAGUCCCAUACAAGAAAUGAUUCAUGUGCCCAUUGUGCGUCAUAUACGCCGUUUAGUUGCAUCGGCGAUGAUCUUUGGCUUUGCCGUGCUGCUAAUGCUCUGGCUGCCAAUACGUAUACUGCAAGUGCUGUGGCCCAAUUUCUUACCCUAUGCCCUAAGCGGCGACUCGGAGGUAAAUGAUCUAAGCUUGCAGCUGCUUUUGCUACAGAUUGUGCUGCCCGGCUUCUUCGAGCAAACCCAAACACGCAUUUGGCUGAAGGGAUUACUGCGUAUCUGGUGCACGGCUGUGGCCUGGCUGCUUGGCAUACGAAGUUAUUUGCUGCCCGCACCGGAGCCACAAGCUGCCGAGGAAGCCGAACCAGCAGCUCAGCCAGCGGAAGCGCCUGGCGUUGCCGCUGCACUGCCGCCACCAGCUCCAGUGCCGGAGCCAGCUCAACCACGAAAUUUGGCUGCCGCUCACCAGGCUAUAAUGCAACGUGAUGUGCCCAUCGGCUUUCAACCAUACGAGCGUCCCACAUUCUUUUCCCUACGCCUGUGCGCGCUCCUCUCGCUGAUGUGCUUGUCAAUUGUGUGCGCCGCCAUGUUGAUACUUACUGUGCCCGUCUACAUAGGCCGUCGUCUGAUGAUGCUCUGGACGGGUCAGCCGGGUGACAAGGCUCCUCCGCAAUUGGCGGCUGACUUGCCUGCAGCAGAUCCAGAGGCGGCACGCAAAAACGAGCGUUUGCUACGUCCCCAUGAACUCUACACGGCCGAAAUUGGCGGCUAUCUAUGCUGGAUUGUGUCACGUGGCGUUGCUGUAGUGGUAACGCUUCUGCCCCAGGGACGCGCCGCAAUUGUCAACAAGCUGAAGCAUUGGGCUCGCGUCGCACUGCAAUACGCGCUUCCAGUUUUGACGCUGCUGGGCAUUUUUGUUCUGGUGCCGUUGCUGUUUGGACUACUGCUGGAGCUGGUGAUGGUCAUACCUUUGCGUGUGAAACCGCGCAAAACACCUAUACACUUUUUGUGGCAGGAUUGGGCAUUGGGCGUGUUGUAUACCAAAAUUGCCAUAGCACUCACUCUAAUGGGACCGGAUUGGCAUCUAAAGCGAGCACUGGAACGCGCCUAUACGGAUGGACUGCGAGAUUUCGAUUUGAAAUUUGUAAUGCGUGAUCUGGCUGUGCCGGUGGUGACAACAUUUGGACUCGCCCUGGCUAUACCCUAUGUUAUUGGCCAUUCGAUAUUGCCCAUAUUCUUUACCGAUCCGUACACUCGCCUGGACAUCUCUUUAAUGGUUUAUCCCAUAAGCUUCAUUGUUGUGGGCAGCGUUUGUUUUGUGCUCUUCCAGAUUAAGCAAUUGAAGAAGCUCUAUCUGUCGAUCAAGGUAGACAAAUAUCUAGUGGGUCAGCGUCUGGUCAAUUAUGAGCAUCGCAAGAAGCAGAAGGCUCAACAAGCGGCCGCUGCUCAAGAACUUAAGGCACGCCAAGAGGCCGAGGAGGCGCAGCUGGCGCAAGCACAAGAUGGCGGCGUAGUCGGUUUUGGGGUGCGCAACGAGGAGCCAUUACUGGAAUUAGCGGAGCAAGCGGCUCUGCAUGCGCGUCGGCGUCGAGAGCAGUUGCCACGCCCACUGAUUGUUGAUGCCAACGAGGAGCUGCUCUAGGGUUACGUCUACUUUAUGUGCAUGUUUAUAAUGGAGUCUCUGCUGAUAUAUCUUUGUUUAAUUCAUACGCUACAGCCAGAGCAAGCCAUAUGAGUUGAUGCCACAAUCGAAGACCCAAACCGAAGUAGCUUGGGCAGGCGCUUCAAAUUUUCAAGUUAAAUAAUUCUUCGUUUUCUUUCUUUAGUUCUUUUUUAUAUGUUAGCCACAAUUGUUUGUUAAAUUUUUUCGCUUAUAGGUCCUAAACUGUAUGAUAAUUUAAGCCAGCCAGAUAUAGCCAAUAAUUACCAUCUGAUUAACACUUCACUUAUUUAUCCUAUAUAUAUAUAUAUAUAAACCAUAAA